ACUUCUCCAGCCAGCGCCCCAGCCCUCCCGCCGCCCGCUCGCAGGUCCCGAGGAGCGCAGGUGAGGCGGCACCCCACUCCCGGCGGCCCCCGGGCCUCCUUCCGCACGCACCCCGAGCUGCCUCCGCACAGUUGGAGGAGCGUAGGAGGGACCCCCACCCAGGGAUGACACUCCAGGAAGGGGACUGCAGAGGAAGCCAGACUGUGUCCCUGACAAUGGGAACAGCCGACAGUGAUGAGAUGGCCCCGGAGGCCCCACAGCACACCCACAUCGAUGUGCACAUCCACCAGGAGUCUGCCCUGGCCAAGCUCCUGCUCACCUGCUGCUCUGCGCUGCGGCCCCGGGCCACCCAGGCCAGGGGCAGCAGCCGGCUGCUGGUGGCCUCGUGGGUGAUGCAGAUCGUGCUGGGGAUCUUGAGUGCAGUCCUAGGAGGAUUUUUCUACAUCCGCGACUACACCCUCCUCGUCACCUCGGGAGCUGCCAUCUGGACAGGGGCUGUGGCCCUGUACACAAUGGAAACCCAGGAAUUGUUGUCAACAGAUGGGUGUGUGCAGUUUGCACAGGAGCUGGGUAGGCUGGUCAUGGUACCUACACUCUCAGAAUAGCACUAAAACACUCAUAUUUACUGACAGAAGCCGAGAGUAAUUACCUUCACCCAGCCUGUGGCAAAAUACCCAGCUUAAUUACAGAAUUAGCCAAACAGGAUUCAGGUCCACCUGUCCACUGGGACAUACUAGAUUUCCUGUUCUUCAAGCCCAGCUGAGUGGAUUAUUGGGCACUGUUAGGACAGGCUUCUAGACCUAACAGUGCCCACUCUGUAUAGACUCACCCUUCAUUGAGAUCUUCUCCAGCACCCCAUGACUUUUAUCCACAGGAUCCCACCAUCCCUAGAACUUUCAUAAAGCACUUGGUGUUGUUUAAAAAGGAAGGUUUAGAAGGGAAGAGGGGCUCACACCUGGCUUGACCACAAGCUCUUAGGUGUCACUAAAGCAGGGCCUUUUGCAGCCUCAGGAGUUGGAUCCAGGCUCCACCCUCUCAGCAAUUAUCUUACCAUGGAUAAUAAAGCUUAGCAUGAAACCUCCCGCCCAAGCUGUGUGCUGGGGAAGGGCCUGCAUGGAGGCUCUCUCGUGGGAGAGGAGUUGCAUUUCCUGUACUAAGCCUGCUCCUGGCUCAAUCUCUCCCCAGGCUGUGCUGGCUGGAGCUGCUGCCUUCAUUUA
This is a messenger RNA of Homo sapiens (human), 1217 nucleotides long. RefSeq names its product transmembrane protein 176A (gene TMEM176A). NCBI's taxonomy places the organism in Eukaryota, Metazoa, Chordata, Mammalia, Primates, Hominidae. The record is from RefSeq and is a predicted model, not a curated record. The transcript has 4 exons. Gene Ontology annotation, cellular component: membrane. Bases 165 to 605 code for a protein of 146 amino acids.